CGUUUUUUUAUUCAUUUGUGGCUGUGUGUUUUGUGUGGUGCUGUGGUGCGUAGUUCCAAGAAGGCCAAAUCAUGUCUGUGUUGCCGAUGACUGCAAGAGCAUGGGCAGCAGCAGAAAGCUUGGGAGAAGCAGCAGCUCCCCCUUUCUUGCAGGGGAAGGUUGCAGGCUGGGGGAACUGGUGAGACAGAGGGGGGCACUUGCUGACCAGCGGGGAGAUUUGCAAGUGGGAAGGACGCUCAAGUGCCGGUGCCUGGAGAAGUCACAGGAGAAGCCGCAAGAGAAGAUCCUCGUUGCUAAUCGGGGAGAGAUAGCAGUGCGGAUUAUCAGGACGGCCCAUGAAAUGGGUAUACCUUGUGUUGCAGUCCACUCAACAAUCGACAGCGAGAGCCUGCAUGUCCAGCUUGCUGAUGAAGCAGUCUGUAUUGGUGAAGCUCCAAGUAGCCAAUCGUAUUUGAAUAUUCCAAACAUCGUUGCAGCUGCCAUCAGCCAUGGCUGCACAAUGGUUCAUCCGGGCUAUGGCUUUUUGGCUGAGAAUGCGACCUUUGUGGACAUCUGCAGGGACCAUGGCCUCAACUUCAUCGGUCCUAGGCCUGAGAGCAUCCGCAUCAUGGGCGACAAAGCGACAGCGAGAGACACCAUGAAGAGAGCAGGCGUGCCCACUGUUCCAGGCAGUGACGGGCUUGUCAAGGAUACAGCAGAUGCUGUGCGGUUGGCCAAUGAGAUAGGGUUUCCUAUUAUGAUUAAGGCUACGGCAGGUGGGGGGGGACGUGGUAUGCGGCUUGCGCUCGAACCUGAGGGCUUUGUUAAGCUCCUGCAGCAGUGGAGGAGUGCUAAGGCACUCAAGGGUACUGUGGACGACUUGGUAGCCGUCCCGGACCACGGGGUCACUGAACCCCAGUUGGUCCAUUUGUUUUAUCGUGCCAUUCCAGAAGCCCUACGCGGGCAUUUCUUUGACAAAUCUCAGCAAGCCGGCAUGACUUACGAUGUAUUGAGUAGAGAAGUCGUCUUGUAUGAGUCGAAGUCUAUGCCUGUUACCACUUUCUGGCAUAAGGAUCUGGAGAAGGGGAAGAAGUGGAAAGAUCGUACCAUGUCGGGCCAAGUUAAGGCCAAGGAUCACUUGAUCCUGACAUUAGAGGAGGGUGGUACGGAAGAGGUCCCAUAUGAUCAGAUUGAGUGGGGCCUAGGGGAGGAGUACAGUUGUGUAGGGCAGGGGAGGUCUUACGCUGUUGUCGCGGCCGGAGGGAGGCCGCAAGGUAGAGGAGGAGGCCAGGGCCAAAGGGGCCAGGCCAUGGGAGGCCGAGGACCGGGCGCACAGGGGGUUGGCGGACAGGGAAACCGCCAAGCGGGAGGUAGGGGUCAAGGUCNGGGCCAAAGGGGCCAGGCCAUGGGAGGCCGAGGACCGGGCGCACAGGGGGUUGGCGGACAGGGAAACCGCCAAGCGGGAGGUAGGGGUCAAGGUCCCCCGUUAAAUCGCCAGGGUAACCGGACCCCACAACGAGGAGGUGGAAGGGUACCUCAAGGAGGAUGGCAUCCAGGCUUGCCGCAGGGCAGGCCCUGGGAAGACUUGGGCUUGGACCGACAAUUAUGGCAGGAACGCGUGAACAUGGGUCAGUGCCUAUUUUGUGGUGACCCGGCGCAGGCGGAGAUCCUUGCUCUCGACAACUCGGUAGCUCAUCUCCAAGACCGCCUUCAGCGGGUGGAGCAGCGACCAGUCGCCGCCGCCGAUGCAGGCUCUUCCAACUCUGCCGACCGCCUCACCACAUUGGAGAUGCGCGUCGACUCCCUCCAAGAUGGCGCACAAUUACAGCAGACCGCGACGCAACAAUUGCAGCAGCGGAUCUGCACUACCUCCACUACUUCGAGUCCGGAGCCGCGCGAGACAGCUCCUAAGUUCGAUGGGCAGGAGAUCUUCCACGACUCAAUCAAGACAGAUCCAAUUCCAUGGUUUCGCAAGUUCGAGCUCACGCUGCAGCUCCACAASGUCAAGGAAAACAAGCACCACGCUUACUUGUACUCUCGCUCAGGGGGCGCGUGUCAGGCGUGGUUGGACAACUUGUUGKCCAAGUACGGAGUGGUAGCAGCGGACUUGCACACCAUGAUCAGCUGGGAUGAUCUGAAGGCGGUGUGGCACAAGCGGUUCCAGGUAGAGCCGCCAGAGAUCAAAGCCAUGGACAAGCUUAUGGUCUUCGAGCAAGGCUCGCUGCCGAGUAUGGACUGGAUCGCCGAGUAUGGACUGGAUCGCCGAGCUGUUUGCCGGGACCGCAAUGCGCAGCACUUAGCUUAUCUCCACACUUACCUUUCCUUCUAUGCACCACCAACUUCGCCAACGGAUGACGAAGUCGCGGUGGGGGACAUCCUGGCGUACGUUACCAAGGUGGCCCGCGAGUUUCGCACGCAGCGGUACGAUAACAACAAUGCACCGCUCAUGUAUGUUCGCAUCCAGGUUGGGCAAGCGUCCUGCAACGCUUUGCUGGAUAGCGGCGCGACUCGCAACUUCAUGAGCCAGUCUUUUAUGCAAAGAGCUGGCCUUGGCGCACAAGUUCGAAGAAAGACAAACCCGACGGCGAUCAAGUUGGCGGAUGGAAAGACGCAGCAACUACUCGACCGKUACAUCGAGGCCGUACCGGUCAUCUUCGCAGCUCAUGCAUGCGAACCGGUGACAUUCGAUAUUCUCGACACGGACUUCGACAUCAUUCUGGGAAUGCCUUGGCUUGCAAGUGCGGAUCACACGGUCAACUUCCAUCGGCGGACUCUUAGCGUUCGCGACGCAUUCGGCGCGGAAGUGGCGGGUACGAUUCCUCUACCGCACUCUUCGAUCCGGUGCCAAGUGCUGACGGCUGAAUCAGUCCGGGCGACUUGUGCUUACGAGCAGCCCGAGGAGAUCGGCAUAUGUUUCCUAUGGACCGUCGCGGUAGCCGACUCUUCACCCACGGACUUGUCUUCGGACCCCCGUGAGGUACGGUUGCUGGACGAGUUCGCCGACAUCUUCGAGUCMCCUACCGGUGUGGUGCCGGGUCGGCCGAUCUCUCACGAGAUCAUUCYUGWGGCCGGUGCYGUGCCGCCGAAAGGUUGCAUCUAUYGGAUGAGCGAGGAGGAGCUUGAGGUACUCCGCGCACAACUCGAUGAUCCGUUGGCCAAGGGCUGGAUCCGCCCAAGUAGCUCCCCAUAUGGAGCACCAGUUCUCUUCGUCAGGAAGAAGAACAAGGAUCUACGAUUGUGUAUCGACUACCGCAAGCUCAACGCGCAAACCGUCAAGAAUGCGGGGCCUCUCCCUCGCAUCGACGAUCUUCUUGAGCGAUUGGGCGGCGCAAAAUAUUUUUCCAAGUUGGAUUUGAAAUCACGAUAUCAUCAAAUCUCGAUCCAGCCGAACGACCACCACAAGACCUCGUUCAAGACGCGGUACGGGCAUUUCGAGUGUGUGGUCAUGCCUUUUGGCCUCACCAACGCCCCGGCGACCUUUCAGGCGGCAAUGACCAAUGAAUUUCGCUACUCGAAGAUCGCGGCCCACUUGAACAAGCUUCAAUGCGAGGAUCGGCCGUUUGACUUCGGAGAGGAGGCGUGGGGAUCAUUCUUCGCUCUCAAAGCCGCGCUAUUGUCUGCGGAGGUCUUGCGGAUAAACGACCCGCUCUUGCCUACGCGCGUCACUACGGAUGCGUCAGGCUAUGGCAUUGGUGUAGUCCUCGAGCAACAUGACGGUGUGGACUGGCACCCGGUCGAAUACUACAGCAAGAAAGUGCCCAUCGUGCAUUCCAUUGAUGAUGCAUGCAAGAAGGAGCUCCUCGCAUUCCUCCACGCGCUCAAGCGGUGGCGGCACUUCCUCCUUGGUCGAAGCCAAUUUCGCUGGGUAACGGACAACAAUCCGUUGGUCUUGUACAAGACCCAAGACACCGUCAACAGCACCAUCGCUCGAUGGAUGGCUUUCAUCGACCAGUUCGACUUCUUUCCCGAUCACAUUCCCGGGAAGUCCAACCGUUUUGCGGAUGCUCUUUCACGGCGCCGGGAUCAUUGUAUCGCAGUCUACUCAUUCUUCGAGAUCGACGACAACCUGUGGAACAGUUUCAUCCGUGGCUACCAAGCCGACCCCGAGUUUCGCGACAAGUACGCGAAUUGCUCCUCUCCUAAUCCGUCUCUUUCUCACUACCGAAUCCAAAAGGGGUACUUGCUUGUCCACACGCGGGGGAAGGACCUUCUUCGCGUACCAAGUGAUCCUCACUUGCGUACACGGCUUCUUGGCGAGUUCAACGAUGCUCCCGCCACCGGACACUUUGGAGUCAAUCGCACGAUUGGCCGACUUCGCCAGCGAUUUUGGUGGCCCGGCCUUCUCGGCGACGUCACGAGCUAUUGCGAGUCAUGCGAGGUUUGCCGACGCUGCAAAUCCCACAACCAUCGUCCGUACAGCGAGUUACGACCAUUUCCAGUCCCGUUGAGGCAAAGGGAAGCGAUUGCCAUGGACAUUACCGGCCCGUUCCCCAAGCACAAGACCGGAGUGGAUGAGAUUCUUACGGUGGUCGACCGACUCACCAAGUUUGCCAUGUUUUUGCCUUGUCGCUAUCAUGCCAAGGCACCGGAGUUGGCCGAGGUUCUUUACGCCGGUUGGAUUCGAACCAAGGGUUACCCCAAGGAGAUCGUCUGUGACGGCGACACUCGGUUUAUGUCCGAUUUUUGGUUGGCGCUCAUCAAGCGAUGGGGCUCAUCUCUCAAGCCCAGUUCAGCUCGCCACCCUCAGACCGAAGGCCAGACGGAGAGGGCGCAUCAGACCGCACAGGUUGUUCUUCGCACUCUCAUCCGCCCCGACCAGAAAGACUGGAUUGUGCGACUGUCGGACGUCGAGUUGGCCUACAACUCUUCCAUCCACCCGACUAUUGGGAUAUCACCCUUUGAGUUCGAGCACGGCUCGCCGGUCACGUCACCGUUGGACACUAUUACUCCACGCACGACCGAGAGCRACGACCAUCUUCUUUUCUUGCGUCGGAUGCAAGAGCUUCUUGUCAAGGCACGCGACCAGAUGGCUAAGACGCAACAGCGCAUGAGUCAGCAAGUUAAUCGCGAGCGUCUUCCUUGUCCAUUCCGCAGCGGUGACCUCGUUUGGGUUUCCGCAGCGGAAUUCAGCCUUGAACAAGACAUCUCUCGCAAGCUCCUUCCGAAAUGGAUGGGGCCUUGGCCGAUCGUAGCGCCCGCNAAAGGCUACUCGAAGAUCGCGGCCCACUUGAACAAGCUUCAAUGCGAGGAUCGGCCGUUUGACUUCGGAGAGGAGGCGCGGGGAUCAUUCUUCGCCCUCAAAGCCGCGCUAUUGUCUGCGGAGGUCUUGCGGAUAUACGACCCGCGUCUGCCUACGCGCGUCACUACGGAUGCGUCAGGCUAUGGCAUUGGUGCAGUCCUCGAGCAACAUGACGGUAGAGCCGCCAGAGAUCAAAGCCAUGGACAAGCUUAUGGUCUUCGAGCAAGGCUCGCUGCCGAGUAUGGACUGGAUCGCCGAGUAUGGACUGGAUCGCCGAGUAUGGACUGGAUCGCUGAGUACCAACGCUUAACGUCAGUCCCAGACAUCCAGAUGGGCUUCAAAGCCAUCCGCCACUAUUUCAUCUCAAGGUCAUGUCCGGCAUUGAGCAAUGACCUGACGCAUGUCGAGGACACCUUGAUGACGACGGCGGAAUUAUUCGACAAGGCUGCGCAGAUCAUCGUUACGAACAAGGAGGCCAAGAACCUCCAUUCAUCUGCGUCAGGCCCGAGCGGGAACCAGCAUCGGCCACGAGUGGCUGUGGUCGCAGCAGCAGCGCCGUUAGACCAAUCCAGCGAGGCUACGUCUGCCAAUGACGGAGACAAAUUCGCAGCCGCCCGGGAAGGUGGCCGCCCCGGCAGAGGCCGAGGCUGUUUGCCAAGACCGCAAUGCGCAACACUUAGCGCUCAUCUCCACACUUACCUUUCCUUCUAUGCACCACCAACUUCGCCGACGGAUGACGAAGUCGCGGUGGGGGACAUCCUGGCGUACGUUACCAAGGUGGCCCGCGAGUUUCGCACGCAGUGGUACGAUAACAACAAUGCACCGCUCAUGUAUGUUCGCGUCCAGGUUGGGCAAGCGUCCUGCAGCGCUUUGCUGGAUAGCGGCGCGACUCGCAACUUCAUGAGCCAGUCUUUUAUGCAAAGAGCUGGCCUUGGCGCACAAGUUCGGAGAAAGGCAAACCCGACGGCGAUCAAGUUGGCGGAUGGAAAGACGCAGCAACUACUCGACCAUUACAUUGAGGCCGUACCGGUCUACUUCGCACCUCAUGCAUGCGAACCAGUGACAUUUGAUAUUCUCGACACGGACUUCGACAUCAUUCUGGGAAUGCCUUGGCCUGCAAGUGCGCAUCACACGGUCAACUUCCAUCGGCGGACUUUUAGCGUUCGCGACGCCUUCGGCGCGGAAGUGGCGUGUACGAUUCCUCUACCGCAUUCUUCGAUCCGGUGCCAAGUGGUGACGGCUAAAUCAUUCCGGGCGACUUGUGCUUACGAGCAGCCCGAGGAGAUGGGCAUAUGUUUCCUAUGGACCGUCGCGGUAGCCGACUCUUCACCCACGGACUUGUCUUCGGACCCCCGUGAGGUACGGUUGCUGGACGAGUUCGCCGACAUCUUCGAGUCCCCUACCGGUGUGGUGCCGGGUCGGCCGAUCUCUCACGAGAUCAUUCCUGUGGCCGGUGCUGUGCCGCCGAAAGGUUGCAUCUAUYGGAUGAGCGAGGAGGAGCUUGAGGUACUCCGCGCACAACUCGAUGAUCCGUUGGCCAAGGGCUGGAUCCGCCCAAGUAGCUCCCCAUAUGGAGCACCAGUUCUCUUCGUCAGRAAGAAGAACAAGGAUCUACGAUUGUGUAUCGACUACCGCAAGCUCAACGCGCAAACCCAAGCAAAGAGCGAAGCGGGAGCAGCAUUUGGGAACGAUGGUGUUUAUUUGGAGAAGUACAUUCAGAACCCUCGUCAUAUUGAGUUUCAGGUCUUGUGUGACAAGCAUGGCAAUUGCGUCCAUCUUGGAGAACGUGACUGCAGCAUUCAGCGACGGAACCAAAAAUUGUUGGAAGAGGCACCUUCCCCCGCUCUGACUCCAGAGCUCCGAAAGCGGAUGGGAGAUGCUGCGGUGGCCGCGGCAUCGUCGAUCGGUUACAUUGGUGUUGGUACGAUUGAGUUUCUCCUCGAUGUGUCUGGAGAGUUCUACUUCAUGGAGAUGAAUACACGCAUCCAGGUGGAGCAUCCAGUGACAGAGAUAAUAUACUCUGUCGACCUUAUUGAGGAGCAGAUACGGGUUGCAAUGGGGAAGAAGCUUCGAUUCACACAGGAUGAUCUGAAACUUUCAGGCCAUGCUAUUGAGUGCCGAAUAAAUGCUGAGGAUGCGUUCCAAGGGUUCCGCCCAGGACCAGGGCGAAUCACUGCAUAUCUUCCUCCUGGAGGUCCUUUUGUGCGUAUGGACAGCCAUGUCUAUGCAGACUAUCUGGUCCCACCUAGCUACGACUCACUUCUUGGCAAGCUCAUUGUCUGGGCACCCACUCGUGAGAAGGCUAUCUCUCGCAUGCAACGGGCUCUGAGAGACACCGUUAUUUCGGGGAUCCCAACAACGGUAGACUAUCACAAGCUCAUCUUGGAAAUUCAGGAUUUCAAGGAUGGCAAGGUCGACACAGCAUUCAUUCCAAAACAUGAAGAGGAGUUGUCCACGCCCCCACCUCCUCCAAAGAAGAAGAAGAAUGUAGUUGCCCCGAAGUCGAGCAAGGUGAAGGCCAGGGCGUGAAGACCAGAGCAGUUUUGAAGGUCGGCGGCCUCUGCAAGAGGCUAAAUGAGUGUAAGAGGAGGUAUAUGUGGAUCAAGGUCGGUCUACCAGGUGAAAGACGAUAGGACUUCUGUUGAGAGCCCAUAUCUUGCUCCUCAGGUUUAGGUGAGCACAUCGGGCCGAUCUCGGGGAAGGUUGGUGGGGGGAGCGUGAGGUGGAAAAACAGUGUGCGAUGUGGUUGUAUGGCCCAAUGAUUUAUGCCUUCUGGAGGUGGUGGCACUUCACCACUGGUAGGGCCUGCCUCUUGUAUCAAGUCAGCUCCAAUGUCUUGUUAUAACUUGUAACCAAGGAUUUCACUUUCACUGUUAUAGUGUGCGGUAAUGGGAGGCAGCACUGUUAUAGUGUGCAGUAAUGGGAGGCAGAAAGAAGUAAGUUAUGGUGAUGAGGAAGAAUGUGCAGUUGAUAGUGUCACAUGGCAACAACGGUGAACGUUUAUGCGCAGGGAGGUGGAGGAAGGCAGCAAAGGGAAUUUACAGCCGAGGUGUCUCGGUUCGUUGCAUAAGAGAGUCUUCUCUUCUGUUUGUGUAUGUGUGCCUUUUAUCCCAAACCUCUCAGGGUGGCUAUUCAUAGAAGGGGGUGGUUGUUGUCAUGUGGCUAUUUACAGUGGCAGGGUGACGAUUAAUAGAAGGGGGUGGCUGUUACCGUGUGGCUAUUUAGCAGGCUAGGUUAGCUAUGAAAAUGGAGAAGGGUGGCUCGAUGGGUACUUGGGGUUGCUGCAGUAUGGGGUAGGAUUGAGAGGUAGCUUCGUGGUCAUGCAGAGCGGGAUAGGGUUGAUUGGGUAAGAGCUUGGACUUGAUCAUGGCGAUAGCCGAUGCGGUUUGGAGGGCAGCCGUAAGGUCACCUAUAGUUAUCAAAGUGUGUGACCGAACUUCAUGCUAGGGGCAUAUGGCUGAUCUGUGUUAGUCGGAGGAAGAUCUGGCUAAAGUGCGUCUGCACUGAGUUUCAGUGGGCAGGGACUGGAAAUAAUCCCACAAAUGGCGAAAUGUUGGGUAGCACACCCUAAAGUCAGGUGUUAGGUUUUGAGGAUGCAGAAACUUGUGUCAGCCUUCCUUAUCCGGGAAAACUGUCAGCAUAUUAGACACGUUAGUUUUCAUAGGGCUAGCCUAUGUUUGUUUUACCUUUUCAUCAUGCGUCAUGUUGCUUACUGUGCGGCUAUAUUCUCCUCCUCCCAAGGGUAGAUUACCCUGCUUACGGGGACGAUUCCCCCUUUUUUUUCGAAGAAUUAUCAUCGUCAAUCAAUGAUGUCUGCUAUCUUCAUUUAUGUCUAUUUUCGAAUGGCGUAAUGCAUCAUCUCGGCCACUCUUGAUGUCAAGACUCAA
This is a messenger RNA of Chara braunii, 9105 nucleotides long. The record is from the annotation of a GenBank genome assembly. Lineage: Eukaryota; Viridiplantae; Streptophyta; Charophyceae; Charales; Characeae.